Molecule: messenger RNA, 1279 nt
Organism: Ceratina calcarata
Lineage: Eukaryota; Metazoa; Arthropoda; Insecta; Hymenoptera; Apidae
Gene: Ostgamma
Product: oligosaccharide transferase gamma subunit
Exons: 8
Coding region: 122-1120 (332 amino acids)
Cellular component (GO): oligosaccharyltransferase complex
Source: RefSeq, a predicted model, not a curated record
CAGUUCAGGACCACGACUCCCUGAAUGUUGGCAGCACUAGUAUGGAGAACACGAAAAUCUGAUAAUUUUUUCUCUGAUAGAAUAUAUGUAACAUAUUUACAUUCGUUCAGUUCGUUUCACGAUGGAUUAUAAGAAGUUCAUUAUAUUCCUGGGACUUAUUUCAAGUUUCAGUUAUGUGUGUUGUCAAUAUAGGAUGAAAAAUGUACAAGGCUCCUCAUUGUCAGAGCGCGUGCAACAAUUAACAGAACUAGCUCUGACAAGACCGGUAAUGAAAUUCAAUGGUGCUAGAUUUAAAGAAUUUGUGAAAAGUACCCCAAGGAACUAUUCCGUUGUUGUAAUGUUCACUGCUAUGGCGCCUCAAAGGCAAUGCCAAAUAUGCAGGCACGCAAACGAUGAAUUUAUAAUAGUAGCGAACUCAUUCAGAUACUUGCAAUCUCAUUCCAAGAAAUUGUUCUUCGCAUCUGUCGAUUUCGACGAAGGAUCAGACGUCUUCCAAAUGAUGAGAAUAAAUACUGCUCCGGUUUAUAUGCAUUUCCCACCAAAAGGCAAACCGAAGCCUGCGGAUACUAUGGAUAUUGAAAGAAUAGGUUUUGGUGCCGAGGCGAUUGCAAAAUGGAUAUCUGAGCGAACUGAAAUUCAGAUAAGAGUGCUUAGACCACCAAAUUAUUCUGGUACAGUAGCAAUAAUAAUGUUGCUUGUACUCAUUGGAGGAUUCCUGUACAUAAGGCGCAACAACUUAGAUUUCAUUUAUAAUAAAACAGUUUGGGGGCUUGGAGCAUUGUUCUUUACAUUGACUAUGACAUCUGGACAAAUGUGGAACCACAUUAGAGGACCACCGUUCAUGCAUCGAUCGUCUGGUGGGAAGGCAGCUUAUAUGUACAUACAUGCAUCUUCCCAGGGGCAGUUUGUUUUAGAAACUUAUAUCGUCAUGGUUUUUAAUGGAGCAGUAGCGUUAGGUAUGAUAUUAAUGAUUGAGGCCGCAUCACGUAAAGGGGAUGUAAAGAAACGUCGAAUAUUCGCUGCAAUCGGGGCGGGUUUGGUCGCUAUCUUCUUUAGCUUGCUGCUUUCAAUAUUUAGAAACAAAGCACAGGGCUAUCCGUACAGCUUACUAUUUAAGUAAGUGGACGGAUAGGAAGAGUCUUCCUUGUACAUUUUACAAAGCUUCCAUUCGUCGCCAUUGAAAACUGAGCUAAGUAUAAAAACGAAUUUAAACACUCCUACUUAUUGUUAAACCCUUGUUAAAAACCCAUCUCAAAUACAAUUUGGUUUUAUAAAUGAA